AUUGUGAGGGGCAUGAGUAGCCUCCCAGAGCAUCAAGUGUUGAAGAUGCCUGCUCUGUCUCCAACCAUGAAAACAGGAAACAUUGCAAGCUAUAAGAUUAAGGUCGGCGACAAAGUGUCUCCCGGAGAUCUUCUGUGCGAGAUUGAAACCGACAAGGCCACUAUCGGAUGGGAAUCACAGGAUGAGGGAUAUAUCGCUGCCAUCUUGAUGCCGGAAGGGUCGCAGGAUGUCCCAGUGGGUAAAGAAGCCAUUGUGCUCGUAGAGAAUGCAGCAGACGUCCCUGCCUUUGCCAAUUACAAGCCUGGAGAGGACUCUGCUGCCAAGGCUGAGCCAGCACCUGCUGCUCCGCAACCCAAGCAUAGCGCCCCUGCGGCAAAUACAAAAAGUUACCCGCCCCAUCAGUUGCUAAACAUGCCAGCUCUAUCUCCAACCAUGACUGCUGGCACUAUUGCUGGGUUCAAGGUUAAAUUGGGGGAUAAGAUUUCUCCGGGUGAUUUGCUAUGCGACAUUGAAACAGACAAAGCGACCAUCGGUUGGGAAUCGCAAGAUGAGGGCUACAUCGCAAAGAUUCUGGUGGCUGAAGGCGCAAGCGAAGUUGCCGUUGGAGUCCCAAUCUUCGUGGUUGUUGAUGACAGCGGAAUCGUCCCUUCCUUCCAGGACUUCACGGUAGACACCACCAAACCGCAAGGCGCUGGUGGAGCUGCGGCUAAGGCACCAAGCAGUGAACAGCCGAAGUAUGUGCAAAUUGCUCUUGUUCAUCGUUCAAUGUCCACUAAUGAUGCAACAGAGAGUGCUCCUGCACCUGCAUCACAAGCAGUUGAGAACAAGGGCGGGCGUGUGCUGGCUUCGCCCUUGGCAAAGAAGUUGGCCAAGGAAAACGGUAUCGACUUGAGAUCGACUACUCCUACCGGACCACACAACCGAGUCAUUGCUGCUGACGUUCUACAAGCUAUCGAGAGUGGAGUCGGCUCAAGUGUGCAGAGCGCGUCAUCUGCGGGUGUUGCUGGUGUGGAUUACACGGAAAUUCCACAUUCCAACAUCCGCAAAGUUAUUGCAUCGAGGUUGCUUCAAUCGAAGACAACCAUCCCACAUUAUUACCUGUCAAUGGAUGUGUGUGUGGACGACUUGCUGAAGCUUCGUGACCAGUUGAACUCAAAAGCCAAGUAUGACAAGGAGGGCAAGCCAGACUACAAAUUGUCUGUCAACGAUUUUAUCAUCAAGGCUUCUGCUCUUGCUUUGAGAGAUCAUCCCGAGGUGAAUGUUUCAUGGAUGGAGAAUGCCAUUCGCAAGUACAACUACAUUGACAUCAGCGUUGCCGUCGCAUCUCCGACGGGCCUGAUCACCCCGAUUGUGACCGAUGCGGACAUGAAGGGGCUCCUGGGCAUCUCUAACGAAGUGAAGGCCCUCGCAGCCAAGGCCAGGGAUGGAAAGCUUCAGCCCCACGAAUUCCAGGGUGGCACUUUCUCGGUUUCCAACUUGGGAAUGUUUGGGAUUACGAGCUUUGCCGCUAUCAUCAAUCCUCCGCAGUCCUGCAUCCUUGCAGUUGGUGCGACUGAAGAACGAGUGGUCCCAGCCAAGGGUCCCAACGAGGACUAUGCGGUCUCUAGCUUCAUGCGCAUUACCCUUAGCUGCGAUCAUCGAACUGUCGAUGGAGCUGUUGGCGCCCAGUUCCUGCAGACGCUCAAGAAGUACCUCAGCAACCCUUCGACGAUGUUAUUGUAG
Messenger RNA from Guillardia theta CCMP2712, 1722 nucleotides. RefSeq lists its product as hypothetical. Lineage: Eukaryota; Cryptophyceae; Pyrenomonadales; Geminigeraceae. The transcript has 15 exons. Gene Ontology annotation, biological process: pyruvate decarboxylation to acetyl-CoA. Gene Ontology annotation, molecular function: dihydrolipoyllysine-residue acetyltransferase activity. Bases 13 to 1722 code for a protein of 569 amino acids. Gene Ontology annotation, cellular component: pyruvate dehydrogenase complex. The record is from RefSeq and is a predicted model, not a curated record.